AUGUCGAGACAGCAGGUUACCGUCACCACUUCUGAUGGUGUCGACAUCACAAUUGAGCGACAGGUUGCCGAAGUCUCCAUCCUCAUCAAAAAUCUCCUCUCGGACUUUGGAUUCCAGUCUGAUGACUUGAUACCAGCUAUUCCAAUACCCAAUGCACGUUCGCAGUUCACAUCCUGCAUGAUGACUACUAACAUGGAGGAAAAGGUCAACGAGCGGGUAAUGCACAAGGUGCUUGAUUGGUGUAAGCGCUACAGCAAUGAUGGUGCGACCGGCAACAAUGAUUGCAGCACCUGGAACGAGGAAUUCAUUCAGGUCGACGGCUUCAUGCUCAUUGAGAUCAUCCGGGCCUCGAACUACUUGGACAUCAGCGCUCUUCUUGACCUCAGUUGCAAGACAGCGGCCAGCAGAAUACCAGCAAAAUCCCUUGCAGGAAUCAAAACCAUGUUCAAUAUCAGAGAUUAUCAGAUUCCGCGGCAUAAUGGUCUCGGCUCUUCUGGAUAUCCCGAAACGGGUGAUAUUCUCCCAUUUGUCACCACUUUCCAACCUUCGCUCGCCGGCGCCUUGCUCGUACGUCAGUGUCUCGAAUGCGCUCUUCCAUCUGAACUGGUGAAUCCAAUCGUGUCUCUUGGCUACAGCCCGUGGGUGGUGAAACGCAAAGUGGAGAAUGUCGAUUAUUAUGCCGAUGACGCGGUCAAUGGAAGCAUGGCUGGACUUUACAUGGCCACGGAGCCAAUCCCCUACCCGGAUCCAUCGACUGGAAUUCAUCGAGUUGUCCCCAAACGGAUUAUCUUCCAAACCAGGGCAGCGGAUCGGGGAGUGGGUCUGGGUCCGAAUGAAGCCACUGCAGAUAUCGACUCGUGGUUUGAAGCCAGCAUUCUACGACCUUUGCCUGGAAAUCUCAAAGGCGAUGACUUGAACGAAGCCCUUAAGGAAAGCCAAGAUGGCGAAGAUGGGUUUCAAGAACAUUUCAACUCUGUCAGCGUCGCAGCUGAGGAUCUGAAAGAGAGAGGCUGGGAAUUCGUGGAGACCGAUGACGGGGAGGUCUCUUGGAGGCAACAAGGCUCUAUCAAUUUUGUGAGAGCGACGGCAAUCGAGAUCGAAUUCGAGGUUCCUUGA
This is a messenger RNA of Lasiodiplodia theobromae, 1116 nucleotides long. RefSeq names its product Ubiquitin-protein ligase. Gene Ontology annotation, molecular function: cullin family protein binding. Gene Ontology annotation, cellular component: nucleus; cytoplasm. The transcript is spliced from 4 exons. NCBI's taxonomy places the organism in Eukaryota, Fungi, Ascomycota, Dothideomycetes, Botryosphaeriales, Botryosphaeriaceae. The record is from RefSeq and is a predicted model, not a curated record. Bases 1 to 1116 code for a protein of 371 amino acids. Gene Ontology annotation, biological process: mitotic cell cycle; SCF-dependent proteasomal ubiquitin-dependent protein catabolic process.